This is a messenger RNA of Helobdella robusta, 4257 nucleotides long. RefSeq lists its product as hypothetical. The record is from RefSeq and is a predicted model, not a curated record. Lineage: Eukaryota; Metazoa; Annelida; Clitellata; Rhynchobdellida; Glossiphoniidae. The coding region runs from base 1 to 4257 and encodes 1418 amino acids. Gene Ontology annotation, molecular function: transcription coactivator activity. The transcript has 3 exons.
AUGGAGAUGGAUUACGUUGUGAUUCCGGAAGAGAUAUUUAACUACAAGUGUCCAUCACCGAACGAGCUGAUGCUCUACUGCCCGUCAUCUUCAUCUCUUUCAACUGAUGCGACUUUGACAGAUGCCUCAGCACAGAACAUCCAUCUGCUAGAACUCGAUCAGCAAUCAAGUGAACAUCAACGAAAGACAUCUCUCCCGGAAGCGUCAAGAUCGGAAGCUGUAACAUCCUCACCGACAUCUCCAAAGUCUCGACCCGCUAAUACCAAGCCAGCGUCGCCUGACCUGGAAAAAACUGAACAAUCUCUCGACACAGUUACUUCAUCUUUCUUGACAUUCUCAAACAGGCCAUCAUCACAACCGCACCGACAGACGUCUUCCUAUUCCCCAACACCGCAAACUCCAGUUUCAGGGCCAUUACGUGCAAACAACGAUGCGUCCGCAAAAUCGAAACCCAUCAACUUCCAAAAAACGAAACCAACUGAAAUGAGUGAUGGUAGCAGAGUUUUAAAAAGUUCCGUCAGUCACGUCAAACCAUCAGCAACACUAAGAGGCAUGGACGCGAUCAAAAGAGAAGAAAUCGAAGAAAUUCAAGGAAAAAUGGUAGAGGACGACGAUUACUUGAACAUGUCCUCUCUGGAAUGUGAUCAGCAGUGCCAGUCAGACACAACACUCAACGCUGACGAGUGCAGCCAGCUGACUGACGACUCAGAAACACAGGAAGAUAGAAUGCCUGCAAGCCGUCCCAACAUUCCUCGCCAUGUUAGGAUCGUAUUGAAUCCAAAUGAAACUGUUUUCCAAUGGAAGGAGAAAGAAAAUAAAAUGAAAAUUCUUAAAAAGAAAUUUGGAUCAAACGAUGAUUAUGAAUGUGUCGAUGUGGUUCCUGUUUCAGAUAGUGACUACUGCACGUAUGCCAGGCCGGUACAUUCAGUUGAAAAACUGAAUAAUUCCCAGCAGUAUUUUGACUGUGCUAACGAGAGAGAAGAACCAAGUUGCAGUCUGAUGGAGGCGGCGAAUGAAACCGACCCCCCUCUGUCCCGUCACGAGUCCCGACGUUAUGAGGUCACCCACAGCGAACGUCACUACCACGAACACUACGUAGUUGACGACGACGACAGCGAUGAUGUUCUCAAUUUCUUCUACAACGCGCCUGAUGCUUUCUCGAAAGGCGACAUUCAACUGAAAAGUAGCACCUCAUCGAAGAAGUACAACAUUAACGGGGGCAACAAGAUGGCCUGCUACACCUCAAAGCAGCAGUUGCAACAAUUUUUAAAACACUCAGCAUUGGUGAACCCUCGAGAUCUGAAUGAGAGAGGCGAUAUAAGGUUGCAAGUGCCGCAGAUCAAAAACAAACGUGUUGGCGAUCAAACGUUCGAAACAUCGAGAGUCGGGAACAUUCUUCUUGGAGACGAGAAUAAUCUGGAAAGUGAAGACAAACGACUUAUCAACGAGAACUAUAAUGAAUUGUUUUUCAGAGCUACCAACACAGAACAUGGUCAAAUUAUUAAUGAAAUUGAAAGCAGUGCAGACGGCGGUGUUGAGGAUUUUAAGAAGAAACAUGUUGCAGAGGAGUUGGCAGAUGUUGAUGGAGGUAAAAGGAACGUAAACAAUAAAGAAGAUAAAGACGAGAAAGUUGACGAUGCUGGCUGCAACAUUCCUUUAACAACACACGAUAGCAACUGUAGCUACGCUCGAGUUGAAGUUGAUGAUGAUGAAGCUGAUGAUGAUGGAAAAUUAAUAAUUAGCACAAUGAAAGACAGCCAUGUUAACAGAAAUGAUGGCAACAGUGAUGAUGCAACAAAGAAUGAUGCCAAUAAGUUUGAUGUCCAUGUCAACGAAACCGAUUUUUCUCGGGAAGACGAAGAAAAUAAUUUGAAUGAACGAGAUUCGGUAAGCCAGUCGCGUUUUAUAACGCCGAGUCCAGUGAAAACUUUGCAAAACGAAAUCAAAACCAUCGAGGUCUGGUCGCAAGAGAGAGGAGCGGACGAAUGGAACGAAUACGACAAGAAGAUCAUAUUCUCGCCAACUUGCAACAACCAGCAGUGCAGGUUCGACAGCAAAACACUUCUGAGCAAACUUAGGGUGGCUAGUAAAGCCAGUGUUGACAAUUUCGUCGAUAAUAAAGUUAAAGUUGAGUUGAGCAAGGUGAAAAGUAUGAUGCUAUCUUCUGGAAGCGCGAAGAAUAAAAAGAACAAGAAUGGCAACCAGGCAGUUUUAGAAGAAGGAAAGGAAUUAAAAGGAUCUACAAGCUCGAAGAAUGUAAACUCAAUGUUCCAAGCUGGACCUAACGGGGAGAGGGAUGGAAGCACUAGAACGAACGUCAACGAGUUAAACGAGAAGGAAACAAAUAAAAACGAUAGAGAUAAAUACAAAAACAUGGCAAAAUUGUUGAAAGAAUUGAUGAAAAUUGAUCCCCAGUUUAUGAAUUCAGCUCUGAAAAACAACAAAGACUACCAGACCAUCAUGUCUUCGGGACUCACACUGGAAGGUCAGAUAAGGAAAUCCGAAAUUGAGGAUGUCUUCGAUGGUGUCAGUAACAUUUCGACGCGGUCAUCGUCGUCAUCUAGCGAAUUCACCGCACCGCCCACAAAAAUUUGUUCGCCAUCUUCAAUCAUGCAUUCAUAUUUGAGGAGAACUACGCUGGCACCUGCUGAUUUUGAACGUAGGAAUCAAAGUCAGGUUUUUGACUGCCAGCUUUUGCAACAUCAUCAGCAACAACAGCCGUUACAACAACAGCAUCGUCAACAACAACAUCAGCAACAACAACAACAUCAGCAGCAGCAGCAACAACAACAACAUCAACAGUUUCAAAAAUUUUCUUUGCAACACAUUCAACAUAUUAAAAACUCCUCUGCUCACGAAUCGUCAUCAUCGUUACUGCCUGCAAAAAUAUCGACUCCUGCAAUUUUCCUCACUUCCUCUGCUGGUAGAAGCUCGGCUGUUGAUGGGGCAACAAAAACUUAUACUGGUAGGGGACAAGUUAAAGUUAAGUCUGAUAAUGAUUUGCACAAAUGUUUAGUUGCACAACAUCAUUUGCUGGCCUCACAGCACCGAGGUUUCUCACAACAAUAUCAACAUAAACAUCUGCAAAAUUAUCAACAACAUCCACAGCAGGCCACACAAAUAGUUAAGGACGUGUCGUUUAACCACAAAAUAUCAUCAAACGUAUCCACAAGGUUGAUGAAACAUUCAAAAAAUACUUCAAACUCAUCAGAAAGUCGCUUAGUUCAUAAAGCUGACAAAUCUGGUCACAUUUUAUCAAAUUCAGCAGCAACAAACUUAACGAAUCCUUCUCUGGACAGUGAUGAGGAGCCAGAACUGAUUGAUUUGUUCGUUAAUGAUGAAGACGAUGAUUAUCAAGAAGACGAAGAUGAUGAUGAUCUGGAGAAGGAAGAAGAUGAUGAAUAUGAAAAUGUUGGAGAUGCCACAUAUUACAUUGACGAACGUGGAAGCGUUUUUAAUAACUCUUCCAACAAUAGUUGUCCUGAUGAGACCGAUGAAUAUAAAGAGCUGAUGAGUGAGGAAAUAUCAGAAAUAAACAAUGUCAACUGCCAACCAAAAUCAUACACGUUUUCAGCAACAAAUUUUAUAACAACAACAAUAUCAAUUGCUGCAGCUGCAACAGCACCACCACAACCAACAACAACAGCAGCAGUAUUUUCUGACUCAAGAAAUGAUUCUUUGAAAUUUGGUCACACGUCUUCAUCAAAAGAACAUUCUAGGAACAUCACUAAAACCCAGCAACAUGUUGGUGCUCUAUCUCCUUCUCAUUACACGGACGCACAAAGAACAAUGAACGCUAACAGCAACUCAAAUACUACUGCCCACAAGUUCAACUAUUCGAAACUUACUGUGAAAAACUCAAAUAUUAAUAAUUAUAAAAAGGAUUUGAAAUUAUUUUCAAAACUGCCUAACUUGGAAAUUUUAAAGAAAAUCGGUGAAAAUAAUUCAAAUGCUGUUGAAUAUGUUGUUUCAAUCCCAAAACUUGCUCCACCAGAUAAGAAUUUAUGCGUUAGUAAGCAAAAUAGUUGCCCAGAAGGUGUCUUGAUUGAUGUAAAAUGGAAUCAUGGAUUAAAUGAUUAUCAUUAUGAGCAGGAAUUAACAAACGAAAGAGAUCCAGAAAUCUCGUUUGAAAUUCUGCAGAAAAACUUCGGAGUGACGUCAAACUGGUUCGAGAAGCGAUGGAAAAGUUCUGAAAAUAGCUGCAAAACGAGUAGACCUGGAAAUUUUCAUGAGAAUUCAAUUUCAAGAAAAUUUUGA